Molecule: messenger RNA, 1572 nt
Organism: Trypanosoma cruzi
Lineage: Eukaryota; Euglenozoa; Kinetoplastea; Trypanosomatida; Trypanosomatidae
Exons: 1
Coding region: 1-1572 (523 amino acids)
Biological process (GO): lipid metabolic process
Source: RefSeq, a predicted model, not a curated record
AUGAGCAUUUCCGGGGCUGUUCGCGCCAACACCUGCGCCGCGUACCGUCGCCUUCUAAGCGCAGUGAAACAAGUGACGCGCGACUGUCCGCUGCACAGAGAGGAUGGUCUCACGAGGUACGUGGCGUUUCGUUUCUUUGACGCAGCCGAGCAAAACCGCCGGCGUUAUCUUAAACUCCGCGAGGGGGAUGCCGCACAAAUAAACAAAGGGCGGCGGAAGAAAUUGCGGGAGAUGGAGGUUCAAUACGAGCGCUUUAUUGCGAAGGAAUUGCAGAGGGUGCGUGAGGUGGCGGGACAAAUCCUCCUUGCACCCGGCAAUCGGGCUCUCACCUCCAUGUUGCAGGUCCUCGCGGCGGGCGUUGGCAACUCACACUAUCAACAGACGAUAGAGAGGAAUUAUCUUCGCUACUGUCAGUUUGAAAACAAAAAGGUGGAAAGGAAUGAGGCGGAGGAAGAAGCUACGGCGGAGCGCCAAAACCGCAUUAUGCAGCAUGCACUUAUUCCCUACGGGGAGCGUCUUCUCUUCCUUCAUCGUCUGGACGUUAAGAAUGAUACGGGUGAUGUACAAGAACCCGGCAGUCUGACAUCAUGGCAGGUGACGGAGGCCAUUGUUGGGACGCGCAGUGGUGUUUCGGUACACUACAUGUCGCAUGGAAGGGAAGAUGUGGUUGUAGAGGUUGACGAGACGUACAAUAAGCAAAUUGUCUACGUGCGGUGUGAGAAAUACGAUUGGAGUCGUGAGGUGGAACGGGUAGAAAUCAUUGAGUCAGAAGAGGUGCGGGGCACCAUCUUUCACGCGGAGUACUCCAGUGUGGCACAGCGGCUCUGCGAUGCUCUCCUGGCAGAAACCCCUUUGCACGCCUACCGUUCCACGGUUGUUGUUGGUCAUGGUGUUGGAGGUGCUGUGGCGUUUUGUUUGGCGCUUUUGUUGCAUGUCCGUGGCUUUGACGUAAAAAAUUGCGUGACCUUCGGCGCACCAAAGGCAGUUCAGCAAACCCUUGAACGUUAUAUUCAUGCCAUUAACCCUAUUCGCAUCGUGCUGGAGGGAGAUCCGCUGAUUGACCUUCCGGUAACGGGGGCUGAGGGCGAUCCCUUUGUACACUACGGUGAGAUUUUGUUGAUGGCCUCCGCUGUUGCGCCACCGCAUGCAGAAGAAGGAGAGCCACGGCGGCGUCAGGUCAGUAAGGAUGACGAAACAGAGGAGGGGGGACAGCAAGAGAUGAAUGCGGCUGCUGUGACUGAUGUCCUCACUGCCGAAGCACUCGGUGACCUUUUGGAAUCCGCGGAAAAUUUGCCGCUACCUUGUGAGGCAGGCGAUUUUCAGAUGGAUGACGAAGAAACGCAGGCGGAAGUGGAAAAGGAGGAAGAAGAAGGGGACGAAUUGGGGUUCCGCCGUAUAGCGGCGGAGCGGUAUGCGGCGGGUUUCUUGCCGGAGGAUUACAUUGGACGACUUCUUGACACCACUGUGCCGUUAACAUAUGCGGAGGGUGAGGAAGUGUGGGACGAGGGCGAAUACGCGCAAAUGAGACGCGAAUCUGCACUACGGCUUCACACGUCUGGCCUGCACGAAUGA